AGUACUACUUUUCGUAUAUAUUUAGACUUCAUAUUUAAAUUGAAUCUAAAAAGCACUUAUCGAGCUGAUCUUUUGUAUUUAUGUAGACCUUGAACAGUCCAAAUACAUGCUGUAUAAAUAAGUGAAAAAUAUGGAUAAGCUCUAAAUACUUUCAUUGGUGAGAAAACCGGCCAUUUAUUAUGGGGCACCCGUUAUAUUCGUAACAUAGAUUGAUAUUGAUGAAAGAUAAAAAUAGCAUAUAUCGCUUCUUAUGAUCGAUUUUUCUGCACAAUAUUUAUUUUAGAAUGAAGCGUCAAAGAAUGACGGACUAAAUCUUACUCUAGUUAAGCGUCUGUAAAUGAAUAGCUAUGAAUGUUGUUAAUUAUUUAACUUAAAUUUCAUAUUUUUACUGUGUAACUACUCAUUCUAGCCAACUUUCUUGUCGAAGAGCAUGGUGUUUGUUAUGUUCAGUACUUGCUGUUGGCCUUAUUGUAUCUGCAGUCAUUGGUAUUGUACUUGCAUUCGAACUUGGUGAGCGACUUUACUCUACACUUAAUUUAUACAAUUUUUCUAAAAUUAGGACGUGGUACCACCACAUCGACAACAGUCACAACGGCAACAACAACGACAGCGACAACAACAACGACAACCACAACAACAACAUCAACGACAACAACAUCAACGACAACAACAACCACGACGACAUCAACCACAACAACAACUACUACUACAUCAACGACAACAACAACCACAACCACAUCAACAACAUCAACAACUACAACUACAUCGACAACAACAACAACAACGACAACAACUUCAACAACAACUUCAACAACAUCGACGACAUCCAAAACAACAUCAACAUCAACAACUUCUACUUCGACUUCGUCGACCAGCACUGCAACUACAACAACUACAACAACUACAACUACAACUAGAAGUGCCAACGACGACAGCAACAACUUCACCACCAUGUACUAAAACUCCAAAUGUAGCAGGGGCCAUUUUUAGCUUUUCUACUGCCAGUAUCCCGCUUACUUAUACACGUUACUCAUAUGGAUUCACGGCUUCUGAUUCUUCAUCAACUGUUACAUUUAUUAUAACAGGCGAUAGUGGACCUGGUCAGCACUAUUGGCUCAUUGAUGAUGUGUCUGUGAAUGACACAAGAAACAACACAGAUCUUCUAACCAAUGGUGACUUUGACGAUGGUACUUUUAAUGGUUGGACCCAAUUUUGUGCGACAGAUGCUAAUUGUGGAAAUGGUUUGUACGGCCAACUAACAACCUCUCCUUGUAGAUCUGCACCAAAAUGCUACAUGGAUAAAUGUAAUAACGGUCGUUACUAUGAUUAUUUGUUACAAUCAUUCCAAACUGUGACUGGAAAUUAUUACAUAUUGUCAUUUUAUAUUAGAGGUUACGCCAAUGGGGGUUCUCAUUUGGCAUACGUCAUGCUGCCCUAA
Molecule: messenger RNA, 1438 nt
Organism: Rotaria socialis
Lineage: Eukaryota; Metazoa; Rotifera; Eurotatoria; Philodinida; Philodinidae
Source: the annotation of a GenBank genome assembly